CAACGGCUGGCGCUAGCUCCGCGGGCUGUCAGUCAGCAGCAUCGUCUUCGUCCACCAUGAAGAAAUGCGUGUUUUUAAUGGCGUCGUGACACUAACUCGAGUCGCAUACUGUAGUAACGUUACGCGUUUCAGACUGUGCACUGACUCCGGAUGAGCCUGCCACGUGUUCAUGAGAGCCCGGUGCGAGCUACGUUAGCUAACUAGUUAGCUCCAGCAAGCUAACAACAACAUCCGUCUCGGUUGUGAUGGACGAGGAUUUGUUGCUCGCUAUUCGGCUUCAGGAGCAGUUCGACAAUGAAUACGAAACACCGUCCUAUCCGUCCGACAGCUUCAGUGAUCACGGCUUCGGACACAGUAGUAAGAAACGAAAAGUGGAGCGAGCUGGAGGAGCCAGCGACGCCGUCCCUUACUGGAAGCCGACCGCCGAGCCCGACAGGCCGCUGUCCGUCGUGGACGCGUCCUGGGAGACGCUGGACCCGAGCCCCGAUGUCCGAGCGAUGUUUCUGGAGUUCAACGACGUAUUCUUCUCUGGGAAACUCCUCGGUGUGGAGGUCAAGUGGAGCCCGAGAAUGACUCUGUGUGCUGGUGUGUGCUCCUAUGAGGGCCGAGGUGGUCUGUGUUCAAUCCGACUCAGUGAGCCCCUGCUGAAGCUCCGGCCGAGAAAAGACCUGGUCCAGACCCUCCUUCAUGAAAUGAUUCACGCGCUGCUGUUUGUGACCCAGAACAACCGAGACCGAGACGGCCACGGCCCCGAGUUCUGCAAACACAUGAACCGGAUCAACGAUGCCAGUGGGACAAAGAUUUCUGUCUACCACAGUUUCCUCGAUGAGGUCGACGUGUACCGGCAACACUGGUGGAAAUGCGACGGCCCCUGUCAAAACCGCAAGCCCUACAUGGGGUUUGUGAAGAGGGCCAUGAACCGGGCUCCGUCUGCUCAGGAUCCCUGGUGGGCGGACCACCAGAGGACGUGCGGAGGGAACUACACCAAGGUCAAAGAGCCCGAAGGAUACGGCAAGAAGGGCAAGAAGGACGGUAAAAAGAAUGGGAAGACCUCCGAGAAGAAGUCCUCGGAAAAAGAAAAGCCGCCAAGUGCAACCGCAGGCUCUGGAUCACAGGACGUCAGGAACACGAUUCCAUUUAGUGGCAAAGGCUUCCUGCUCGGAGGGAAGUCCCAGCCGCCCACUCCUUCCUCCCCAUCGCGAACACCGGCGGUACCUCCUCCUCCGAAGAGACUCUUCGCCCCUCCGUCUCCGGCUAAAAGUCUCGGUUCUCCUGUUCGCUCCGGUCUCAAUGGCAAAGGACUCUCUGGGACCUCCGCGGGGCUGAAGCGCCCCGUGAAGAGGUCCGUCGCUAACAUUAGAGCUUUUGUCAACAUCAAUGGCUCGCCGGUGAGAAUCCCCAAACCCCACAGCGGCGGCCGAGGAGCAGAUCCACUCAAACAGAAGUCCAUCGGGGAGCUCUUCAUCAGCCAAAGCAUCGGGAGGCCAGCGGGCCAAUCCUCCUCCUCCUCCUCCUCAAACACGGACACCCAGAAGGAGUCUUUGACCUCGCCGAACAGUCAUGCUUCCUCCGUCUUCCCCAAACAGCGAGAUAACUCUUCAGCUUCCGCUCCCACAGCAUGGAAGCCCGGUCCGAGUCAAUCCAGCCGCUCCGUGGUCUCAGCUAAACCCAUCGGCGGCCCCGCUAAACCGGCAAAGGCAAAGUGUUUUAGCCAUUCCAAUAGUGACGGCACAUCGGGUCAGGCGUCGAGGAAGAGGCCGUGGGACGACCACAGGAGCUCCGCCAGCAUCGCCGACUUCUUCCAGAAGACGUCGGGCAGCGAUUCCGCCGCAUCGAGCGAGUCCACGACGACCAAGUCGCCCGCAACGCAGCAAAGAGCAGCCGCGGCCUCCUCGUCCUCGUCUUCCUCCUCCCCCAGUUCCUCUGCAGGGCUUCCUGGUUUCACCCGCCCGUCGUCUUCCUCUCCUUCCUCGUCCGCGCCGACGGUCACCUGUCCAGUGUGCCAAGCCGAAGUGCAGGAGUCAAAGAUCAACGGGCAUCUGGACUCCUGCCUGUCCUGAGCGAGGAGGAGACGGCGAGGAGGAGACGGCGAGGAGGAGACGGCGAGGAGGAGGCGGCGAGGAGGGCUACCAGCGCUAGAAACGUCCCAAGAGGUUUCAGGGAGCUCUCAGGGUUUUAUCUCCUUUUGACUUUCUCAACUCAACUUUGAGACGUUGGAUGUUCAGUGAAAUGGUUUUUACUUCCGUUAUGAGCCGUUGUGGUUCCACACAGAUUUUACUCCCACGCCGCAAGAUUUUUUUUUUCUUUGUAGUUCUUCUGUCACGUCGGUCUGACAGUUUGGGCCUGAGCGUUCCAACAGCAACACGUUUUCUUAACGGAUGAGGCGAGUGACGGGAUUUUAGUCGUGAACUGAUGGCGUCCAUUACAUCAGGCAAAACGAAACGUGUGUGUGUCACAGAAUGGCUCGUUUUUACGAUGUUGAAUAGUUCACAUUUUCAUAUUGAUCUUCUUUACAUAGAAGCUAUUAAAAGUGUGUGUGUGUGUGUGUGUGUGUGUGUGUGUGUGUGUGUGUGUGUGUGUGUGUGUGUGUGUGUGUGUGUGUGUGUGUGUGUGUGUGUGUGUGUGUGUGUGUGUGUGUGUGUGUGUGUGUGUGUGUGUGUGUGUGUGUGUGUGUGUGUGGCAGGAGACGCUGAAAGACCUCUAUGGAUCUCUGGGAAUCAGGUUUCAAGCUCGCCAGCUAUUUUCUGCACGCGGUGGCGGUCCCAUGGCGAGGUCGGGCCGCACACGGGCGUCUGACUGCUGAGUCGUUCUUUUACACCCGAGCAUGGAGACGUGCUUCUGUCGACUCUAUAUUCAAUUUUUAGGGAAAGGAAUAAAGUUUUAAAAAAUGCUAAUUUUACUCAUCCAACAUUUUGGAAUGUUAUCUGUAUGUUCCACAUGUUUAUGGUUUUAAGGAAAUUGUUAAGUAUGUUUAAAUUUCGUUGCCAAAUUAAAUAUGUACACUGAGUUUUCUAAAUGGAGCAUAAUUCAUCCUGGUGACUAACAAAUGUUGAAUGACAUCUAUUAAAGUGAUAAAUGACCACA
Molecule: messenger RNA, 3084 nt
Organism: Pseudoliparis swirei
Lineage: Eukaryota; Metazoa; Chordata; Actinopteri; Perciformes; Liparidae
Gene: sprtn
Product: SprT-like N-terminal domain
Exons: 5
Coding region: 246-2060 (604 amino acids)
Biological process (GO): DNA repair
Cellular component (GO): nucleus
Molecular function (GO): metalloendopeptidase activity; polyubiquitin modification-dependent protein binding; single-stranded DNA binding
Source: RefSeq, a predicted model, not a curated record